GGACUCUGUGGACUUUGAUGGCAAAUAUCGAGAGAAAUAGACAUAUCAAUAAACAGCAAACAAAGAAAAACUGUAACUGAUUCAAGCUAAAGUCAUUAAACCAUUUGGCGACCCUUGGCAGUUUUACUGACAAGGAAAACUCAUAUACACAUUUUCAUAAUAAAAGCUUUCAAAAAUGGUCGAGCUGCUUAAAUACAUUUGGCCUUUUGAGAUUCUCGAACUAGUUUUCGGUCCUGAUGUUACAAACUUUCUUGGAAUCCUAAACUACAUUGCCCAUUUCAUUCUGUUCCCAUUUAUGGGCGCCGCAAUUCUCAUUUAUGCCCUGUUUUCCCAAUACUGGAUUUUUGCUCUUGGUUAUCUGGCAUGGUAUGUGUACGAUGCCAAAACUCCCCAACAAGGUGGUCGUUUGAUUGAGUGGUCUCACUCAUGGAAAGCAUGGAAGAGUAUCAGAAACUACUUUCCCAUAACACUGCACAAGGACGGAGAGCUGGACCCGAAGAAUAACUACUUACUAGGGUAUCAUCCACAUGGUAUAACUGUGUACGGGGCAUUUGCCAACUUCGGCGCCUGCUGCACCGGGUUUGAGGAGCUGUUUCCGGGAGUGAAGUGCCGACUGAUGACGAUAGAAGUCUACUACAAAUUUCCCUUCUUCAGAGAAUACCUGUUGUUCUCAGGGGCAUGCAAUGUGCACCGUGACAGCUACCGAGCCCUGUUGGGUGGGGAGAAGAAGGGAGUGGCGGCGUGUGUGGUGCCUGGAGGGGCAGAGGAGUCCCUGGAGAGUGUGCCUGAGAAGAUGGUGCUCAUUCUCAACAGCAGGAGGGGAUUCGUUAAGAUGGCCAUUCGCACUGGAGCACACCUGGUGCCAGUGUUGUCAUUUGGGGAAAACGAAGUGUACAUGCAAGUGCCCAACCCCAGAGGCAGUCUAUUGAGGAAACUGCAGACCAACAUGAUGCACUUGAUCUCCUUCGCCCCUCCCAUAUUCUACGGGUGGAAAGGGACUAUCGUCCCAUUCAAGAAACCCAUCAAUACUGUGGUUGGCACUCCGAUCCCUGUGAACAAAGUGGAGGAGCCCUCGUGGUCGGAAGUGUGCGAACUACACGAGAAGUACAAACAGUCCUUGAGAGAUCUGUUCGAAAAGUACAAAGGACAAUUUGGAUACUCGGAAGACUACAAAUUGGAAAUUAUCUGAACAAACUCAUGUAAAAAAAACUAAACUAAACAUACAAGUCAUCUUGCCUAUAUUUCAUAUAAGUAGCAAAUUUAGGGGAGGGAAGCGGACCCCCAGAAGUAUUCGAUCACAUUUUCACCCAAACGAUCCCCUUUGGUACUAUUAUUCAACAUCCACUUUUGGUCAAUUAACUCAAAAUUUUUUCUUAGAGAAAUUUCAGUGCCACUAUAUGCUAAUUUUGAGGGAAAGAUGCGCACCAGGAAACGCAAGAUUUUGGUCCAAACUCUUAAGAAACUGCCCAAAAAAUAGCGGUUUUGGCCUGUUCUUUGAAAAGUUUGUCAGCGGUGCAAAAAAAGGUAUUUAUAAGGUUAUGGGAGAGCAAUUUUUGUCAACCUAAUAGAAAACGUUCAACUCCUCAACGUUUCAGAUCUUUUCGAAUCCCUUUUUCCUCAUCAUUCUUCUUCGUUAAGAACUGUUCUUUGCUAUAACCUCGCUAUCCUCAAUCGCAAUUUCAAUUUUUACAUAGCAUUAUAUAGAUUGAACUAUUCAAAACAAUGGAGUAAACGAAAAAUAAUCAUUUUUAUAAUUUCAUUUUUUUGCUGCAAA
Molecule: messenger RNA, 1774 nt
Organism: Symsagittifera roscoffensis
Lineage: Eukaryota; Metazoa; Xenacoelomorpha; Acoela; Convolutidae
Product: 2-acylglycerol O-acyltransferase 1-like
Exons: 6
Coding region: 176-1189 (337 amino acids)
Biological process (GO): triglyceride biosynthetic process
Cellular component (GO): endoplasmic reticulum membrane
Molecular function (GO): diacylglycerol O-acyltransferase activity
Source: RefSeq, a predicted model, not a curated record